Fraxinus pennsylvanica is the source of this 1875-nucleotide messenger RNA. The record is from the annotation of a GenBank genome assembly. Lineage: Eukaryota; Viridiplantae; Streptophyta; Magnoliopsida; Lamiales; Oleaceae.
AUGGCUUCCAAUCCUGGGAUUCUCACUGAAUGGCCGUGGACAAGACUUGGGAGCUUCAAGUAUCUGGUUUUGAGUCCAUUAAUAAUUCGUGCAACGUAUCUGUAUAUGAUAAAGGAUGCAAGUGAGAGAUCUCUCUCUCAAUUCUUGAUUUUACCUUUUUUAGUCUCAAGAAUGUUACUCAACCAGAUAUGGAUAUCACUCUCCCGAUAUCGAACUGCAAAAGGGAGCAACAGGAUUGUUGAUAAGAGUAUUGAAUUUGAACAAGUUGACAGAGAAAGGAGCUGGGAUGACCAGAUAAUAUUUACUGGGAUUUUAUUCUAUUUGGGUUCAAUAUACCUCAAGGGGGCUGAUAAUGUGCCCAUAUGGAGGACAGACGGGGUGGUGAUAACAAUUUUGCUUCAUGCUACUCUAAUUGAGUUCCUCUACUACUGGUUGCACCGAGCGCUGCACCACCACUUCCUCUACUCCCGCUACCACUCCCACCAUCACUCGUCCAUCGUCACCGAGCCAAUUACAUCUGUCAUCCAUCCAUUCGCGGAACACAUAGCAUACUUUGCUUUGUUUGCAACACCAAUUCUUAUUACUAUACGUUUGGGGAUCAUCUCUAUUGUUUCCUCAGCUGGCUAUAUCAUUGUCGUUGAUGUCAUGAACAACUUAGGCCAUUGCAAUUUUGAGCUCAUCCCCAAUUGGCUUUUCUCCAUAUUUCCCCCUCUCAAGUAUCUCAUGUACACACCAUCGUUCCACUCACUGCAUCACACACAGUUUCGGACCAAUUACUCACUUUUCAUGCCAUUCUACGAUUACAUAUACUGUACAAUGGACAGUUCGACGGACUCAUUGUAUGAAAAAUCAGUGCAGAGAAAGGAGGAAUCGCCAGAUGUAAUUUAUCUUACACACUUGACAACCCCAGAAUCCAUAUACCAUUUACGUUUAGGGUUUGCAGCCUUAGCUUCUAAGCCUCAAAAGUCUACGUGGUACUUGCGGUUAAUGUGGCCUGUCACACUUUGGUCCAUGAUGGUAACUUGGAUUUACGGUCGAACUUUUACGGUCGAGAGAAAUGUCUUCGAGCGUCUCAAGUUGCAAACUUGGGCUAUCCCGAAAUACAAAAUACAAUACUGCUUGCAAUGGCAAAGAGAGUCCAUCAAUAAUCUGAUUGAGGAGGCUAUACUUGAAGCUGAAGUGAAAGGCACUAAGGUUUUGAGCCUUGGCCUAUUGAAUCAGGAAGAGGAGUUGAAUAGAAAUGGUGAAAUUUACAUAAGAAAGUACCCUUCAUUAAAAGUGAAGUUGGUAGAUGGGAGUAGUUUGGCAGUUGCUGUCGUUUUAAAUAGCAUUCCUAAAGGAACAGAUGGAGUGGUUCUAAGAGGCAAAUUGUCCAAGGUUGCCUAUGCCAUUGCUCGUGCAUUAUGCCAACAGGGGAUCAAGGUAAAUAUGUUACGAGAGGAUGAGUAUAAGAAGCUAAAAUCAAGGCUCAGCAAUGAGGCUGGAAAUAAUUUGGUCCUCUGCGAAGGAAAUGCUCCAAAGACAUGGCUGGUGGGAGAUGGAUUAAGUGAAAAUGAACAAAUGAAGGCAUCAAAAGGUGCAGUAUUCAUUCCGUUUUCACAAUUUCCUCCGAAAAAACUGCGUAAAGACUGCUUUUACCAUAACACACCAGCAAUUUUGAUUCCCAAGAAUCUUGAGAAUGUAGACUCUUGUGAGAACUGGUUACCAAGAAGGGUGAUGAGCGCAUGGCGUGUAGCCGGGAUACUGCAUGCUUUAGAAGACUGGAAUGUCCAUGAGUGUGGUAAUGUGAUGUUCAGCAUUGACAAAAUUUGGCAAGCCAGUCUCAAACAUGGCUUUCGCCCCUUGCCGACAUCUACCGAGUUGAAGCCAUGCUAG